Messenger RNA from Ctenocephalides felis (cat flea), 2403 nucleotides. RefSeq names its product ras-GEF domain-containing family member 1B-like. NCBI's taxonomy places the organism in Eukaryota, Metazoa, Arthropoda, Insecta, Siphonaptera, Pulicidae. The coding region runs from base 1 to 2403 and encodes 800 amino acids. The record is from RefSeq and is a predicted model, not a curated record. Gene Ontology annotation, biological process: positive regulation of GTPase activity; Ras protein signal transduction. Gene Ontology annotation, molecular function: guanyl-nucleotide exchange factor activity. The transcript is spliced from 9 exons. Gene Ontology annotation, cellular component: plasma membrane.
AUGGAUGAUGAGAUACAAGAGACUGUCGAGUCGAUUCUCGGCAAAGGAGUGAAAGUGGUCGAUUGCGAAAAGAAAUCAUCAAUACGUGAAGAAGAAGUUCUUCUAAUAAACGGUUGUCCUGUCACCUUGGAAGGCGAAGAUGGAGCGGCCAUCAAGCAAGCCAUGCUCACUGGCCAGGUGCCUCCUUGCGAUCUCUUAAACCAAAUACUGGUUCGUGCUGGUAUUCUAAGAGCUCCAGUACGCUUAGAAACUUCCUUAAGCGUCAAAUCUUCUGUGGUAACACGAGAAGAAGUCACAGUAGCUCGCGGUGGUCAAGUUGUCGACGAAAGAUCCAGAGAAACUAAAGAAGAUAAUUAUUACACGAGCUCAUGCAGCGAGGUUUGGGAACCUAUAAAAGUCGUUCCUGCCAAUAAAGUCGAUUACACUAACGGAAAAGACAGCUAUAUCGCAAUUCCUCUCUAUGAUAAAAAUGCCACUCCUCGCAAUACGCCGGCAGACACAUCCAGUUGUAGUGAAACAUCUGGUUCCAGACCGACCAGCAACGCAUCAACAAGUGACUCUGGUUCCUCUAUAGCAGGAAACAACAAUGGAAUCGCUAAUUUGUCCCAAGAUUCGGGACAUGAGUUGUCAUCUAGCACGGUGGCUAGCCACACGGUUCAAGCUUUCCGCAUGGGAAACUCCUUUACGCCUACAUCGAUGUCGUCUAUUGAUUCCACUGAUGAGAAUGACACGCAUUUUGGAUUCAAGAGUCCGUUGACGCCUAUGAGUCCAAAUUAUGAAGUAGACGCUGACGGAUAUAGUGUACCCGUAUUCCCUAGCUUCACCCCGCUGUCGCCAACAAUUUUUGGAACGGUAACCUCUGAUCAGUGUCCAAAGGAUGCUUCGAGUAGACGCAGUUUGCCGCAAACACCCCGAGAUGGUAAAUCAUUUUCAGUGCUAUUUUCGAGUAGCCCAGGCUCCGGAACUGAUAAUCUACCUGGCUAUAAAGGAUCUGAAUCAUAUGCUGAUGAUGGAUUGGAUGUUGACAAUGCUUUGGUAUAUCGGGAUGGUAAUUUGGUGUCUGGUUCCUUGGAGGCCUUAAUUCAACAUACGGUUCCUACAGGGGAAUAUUAUCCCGAUAGAGCCUAUCUUUUUGCCUUUUUGCUGAGUGCACGUCUGUUCAUUAAACCACAUGAACUUUUAGCUAAAGUAUGUGCGUUAUGCGAUGCUCAACAACACUUGGACGACGCAUGCGACAUUCCUGCACACCGGAGGGACACUUUAGGCCGUUUCGUGCCGCAUUUAGUCCAACUUCUUGCAGAAUGGACCGAAACAUUCCCUUACGACUUUCGUGAUGAACGCGUGAUGCAGCACGUUCGCUCCAUGACACAAAAAUGCGUCAAUGUAGAUCCCUGCAUCCGAAAAGAAGUUUCUGCUCUUCUUCAAAAUUUAUUACACAGACUGACCACUUUGGAAAAAUACGAAGACUUUUUGAAACGAUUAUCAGAUGCCACUAAUACGGGUAGUAUGGAAAGUACGGACAUCACCGAACUUUGCCCGAGUCCUGGUACACUGGCCCAACAAUUGACGCAUAUCGAGCUGGAACGACUUUCGUAUAUCGGUCCUGAAGAAUUUGUUCAAGCAUUUGCUAAAGAAACCCCGCAUCUUGAAACAUCAUUCAAGGAUAUGAAGAAGACGAGAAAUUUGGAAUCGUAUGUUCAGUGGUUUAAUAGGUUGAGCCACUUCGUUGCCACAGAAGUUUGCAAACAUGCCAAGAAGAAACAAAGAGUGCGCGUCGUAGAAUAUUGGAUUGAAACGGCUCGUGAAAGUUUCAAUAUUGGAAACUUCAACAGUCUGAUGGCAAUAAUCGCUGGAUUAAACAUGUCUCCAAUAUCGCGACUGAAGAAAACAUGGAGCAAGAUUCAGCCAGCAAAGUUUUCUAUCUUAGAACAUCAAAUGGAUCCAAGUAGCAACUUUAGCAGUUACCGCAGCACACUGAAAGCAGCAAUGUGGAGGUCGGCGGGCGCGACUGACGAACGGCAAAGAAUAGUUAUACCAUUCUUCAGCUUGCUUGUGAAGGAUCUCUACUUUUUAAACGAAGGCUGUUCUAAUAAAUUGCCCAAUGGUCACAUAAAUUUUGAAAAAUUCUGGCAGCUAGCAAAGCAGGUUACAGAAUUUAUUACAUGGAAACAAGUCACAUGUCCUUUCGAGAAAAAUGCCAAAGUUCUGACAUUUUUACAAUCAAAUCCUGUGCUCUCAGAAAACGCUCUAGCACUGGCAUCUUUCGAAUGUGAACCACCAGAGAACAAUCACGAAAAAGACAGGUAUAAAGCGUUGAAGUCUGAACUCACGCAGCAAAUGUUGUAUUUAAUGCAAAGACAAAGAUUUGAUUUGUGUAAUUUUGUAUAUAAACCAUGUGAAUAG